UGCAACAUGAGCACAGAUUUAAAAGAGAGCACAAGAACAAAAUUUCUGUGAGUGGGACAUUUGAACUAUUUUUUGUUUUGACGUUUCAAUUCUAACCCAAAAUUUUGUCAAUUUCGACAAACUCAAAAAUUCAAAAGAUGGAGACGCAUUCGAGGAAGAAAGAAUGGUCUAAAUAUGCAAAAGAAUAUGACCCCAUUAAAAUCGGAUCAAUUGACGGUACUGAUGUAGAUCCUCAUGAUAAGGCUAUAGUUAGAGCUAUUAAUUCUGAAUAUUACCCCAAUAAACACGUGAAGGGACAACCAGAAUGUACAAUUUUUGUGAGCCGGUUAAGUUGUAAGACAACUAAAGAGGAUAUAAAUGAAAUAUUUUCCAAAUUUGGAAGGAUACGCAGAUUCAGGCUUGUCAAAGAUAUUGUCACAGGAAUGCCAAAAGGGUAUGCCUUCAUAGAAUACGAAGAAGAAAAUGAUGCCGAAGAAGCUUAUGUGAAAGCCAAUAAAAUGGUAGUGGAUGGUAGACCAAUAUUUGUAGAUUUUGAGUGUGAAAGGCUUUUGAAAGGUUGGAAACCUAGGAGGCUUGGAGGUGGUUUUGGAGGAAUGAAGGAAUCGGGACAGUUAAGAUUUGGUGGUAGAGACAGACCAUUUAGAAAACCAUUUUACUUGGAUGCAAAUGUACAUGAGACAAGUCACAGAAGAGAAUUGAGUAGACGUGUUUCAAGUAAACUGAAAUGAAGAUAAUACCUCAGCUGGGACAACCACUUGAACUCCUUAUCACUACUGACACCUUUUUUGUUGAGCUCCUCCACAACAUCUUUAGCAUGGACAUCGAUUACGAUCAGAGCUUUGAUGGUGAUACGGUUCAAGUUGGAUAGU
Molecule: messenger RNA, 869 nt
Organism: Coccinella septempunctata (seven-spotted ladybird)
Lineage: Eukaryota; Metazoa; Arthropoda; Insecta; Coleoptera; Coccinellidae
Product: U11/U12 small nuclear ribonucleoprotein 35 kDa protein-like
Exons: 5
Coding region: 138-728 (196 amino acids)
Biological process (GO): mRNA splicing, via spliceosome
Cellular component (GO): U12-type spliceosomal complex; precatalytic spliceosome
Molecular function (GO): snRNA binding; mRNA binding
Source: RefSeq, a predicted model, not a curated record